Molecule: messenger RNA, 2670 nt
Organism: Branchiostoma floridae (Florida lancelet)
Lineage: Eukaryota; Metazoa; Chordata; Leptocardii; Amphioxiformes; Branchiostomatidae
Product: hemicentin-2-like
Exons: 8
Coding region: 1-1335 (444 amino acids)
Biological process (GO): cell-cell adhesion
Cellular component (GO): cell-cell junction
Molecular function (GO): cell adhesion molecule binding
Source: RefSeq, a predicted model, not a curated record
AUGUACUCACCCGGGCUGGGUCUGCAGUACGCGCUGGGACCGCUAGAGGGACGCGCGGAACUUGUCGGGGAAGCAUCGUUGAAGAUCCGGGAGACAAAACUGUCGGAUGAAGGGGCAUACUACGUCUCCGUCAUUCUGGACGAACUAGGAGAGGAAAGAAAAUACGUUAAUUUGAAUGUCUUAGUUCAACCCAAAGUCAGCGUAGGUCCCGCAAACCCGUACGUGGUGGAAUGGUCGAAAAACGUCACACUGUCGUGCACCACAAAGGACGCAAAACCGCCCAUCAAGGCUCUCUUCUGGGAGAAAGAUGGUGUUCGGAUACAGACAGGAGAAGGCGGGAAGUAUACCAAAGGAAACAUGAAGGCGCCAUUCCUUAUCAUCCGAAAUGUGUCCAAGAACGAGGCUGGCAGAUACGCAUGCGUCGUUGAUCACGUGACCGGGAUGCAUCGAGCAGAACUGAUGCUCAAAGUCAUCUAUCCUGCAGUCAUAACCAACAUCACCAAAUCUGUCACGGGGGACAGAAUCAGCCUGCACUGCUUUGCAGACGGUAAUCCUAAACCAGAAAUCACGUGGACCAAGGCCAAGAGUUAUGUACCCUUGGACUCCCGCCAUUUUCCUGACGACGGCAUGGCCACUCAUGUACUCGUCAACGUCAUGGCCAAUGACAGCGGCGUUUACAUAUGUACGGCAAGAAACGGUUACGGCGUUGGGGAGUCGAGAUCACUCAGAAUUGUGGUUGCAGAUGAGGUGCAGAAGCCGUGGAAGCAUUCCCCGCACGUCGCCAUUAUUGCGGGCGUGGCGGCGGCGGUGGCGUGGGUCAUCGUGUGCACGGUGCUGGUGACCUGUAUCGUACACCGCAAGAGAAAACGAAACACGGCUGCCGUGCCACGAUACGCCCUACAACUCUCCUAUCUGGAGGGGAAACGGAAAGGAGCGAGCGAACACGAACGGAGGUACGCCCGAGUUCUCUACGACUAUGACCCGAAGGAUGACGACGAGCUCCGAUUACGGUCGAACGACAUCAUCGACAUCAUUCGUGGUGACAACGAGGGCUGGUGGUUCGGCUAUCUGAACGGACGAUGCGGACUGUUCCCUUCAAAUUACGUAGAAGUCAUCACAGUGACAGAAAGAGAAGCUCUUCGGCUAGGAGUCCCAGACAUCGCGAUCAGCGGAUGUAACGAAGAAGUCAGAGCUUCCAUACGAGAUAAGGCUAAUAAGGAGUAUUACCGCAGCCUACCACGCCGUCCGAAAGAGAGACCACAGAAACCGGUUUGUCCAGCCCACCCCAAUAGGAGUAGAGGCGCACCUCGACAUUCAGGCCACUCAAAGUGUUGAUGAACAGAACAUGCUUAACGACAUAUCAUCCUCUAUUUGUCAGCGUCGCCAUGAACUUUUCUUUAUUUUUCCGUUGAGAAACAUAGUCUUCUACUGAUCAUGCAAAACAGUUAACUCGCUCACGGAAGAGUAAGGGAACCAAUGAUUACUGACUGUUGACAGGAAGUGCUUCAGAUCUUCAAGCAACAGAAGACUUUCUAGUUUGCAUUCUUCGCAAUAGCCAUCUUCUAGCCAAUCUGCAAAAACAAGACGCUGAUACAGCGCCCUCAUGCGCAUUCAGUGUCUAGCUGGCCGAUAAGCAGGCUUCAAUGUCGAUGAUAGGAUCUUCGCUGUUGUGAGUUUAUCAUACAGACGGCUAAAGCCGACCAAACUGAACUGGAACAUUCGUCACGUAGAUUUUAGCUGCCGAGUUACAGCCACAGAAAACGUUCUUGGAAUUUCAAGCAUGUGCGUCUGCGCUGAGCACUCUCGUUUUAAAUCACGUCGAUUCAAUGACUUGGACUGAACUGUCUGGAAGAAGUACUUUCUCUCAGCUUGAGACGUUUCGAAACUGCCACGCUUGCCAGAACUUCAAUUACAGAAGACUUCAAGUGUCAGAAUACUUGGAACAGAACGCCAGAGGAGAAAGCUAUGCUGAUGGCUCUUCGACCGAACUUACAGUUUGCUGUACUCGCUGGUUUUGUUGAUGAAUGGCUACAGCUAUGAGAACUGCCUCGUGGACCGAUCCAUAGGAACCACAGCUGAGUGCCACGGCACUGCACGGUGCAGACUGUACAUCAAUGAUACCACCGGCAGCGUGAUACCACCUCCAACAGCUGAACAAAGAUGUCGACAUCCGUCAUUCUGGAUGAUAUCAACAAGCUUCAGCCUUUGUCCUUUUGGGAGGUGACGCCGAGGACGUCUGACAACUCGAAAAAAAUGUCAGCUCUAAAUGUUACACGGAAAACAGAGACCCCGUAAACGCUGAUAUUUCGCUGUCGUACACGGUUGAGCUGUUCCAAGGCUACUGGUGGUCUGAAGAAUAGGACGGUGAAGGUCAUUCGACUUACUUAUGCUGCUGCGACUUCUGCAGGAAUGAAUAUGUAUUCUCGACAACUUUGCAAUCCAAGAUACUUAUAAAGUAAGCUUAACACAGAUAUGCAUUGUUGUUUAUGCGUAGCAAGCAUGAAAAUCUUUUGCAUAGGAAACACGCUGGACGUUGUGAAAUGUAUAACGUCGUAUCAUUCCAUUGUAUGUAACCUUAUUCUAUUUUUGGCGAGCACUGUGAAACUUUGUAUUUUUCAGUUAAAGUGUGAUUGACAAUCUGUGUUUGCAAAUAAAUCUUUGUAUUGUUCA